Messenger RNA from Cylas formicarius (sweet potato weevil), 3118 nucleotides. RefSeq lists its product as uncharacterized. NCBI's taxonomy places the organism in Eukaryota, Metazoa, Arthropoda, Insecta, Coleoptera, Brentidae. The record is from RefSeq and is a predicted model, not a curated record. Gene Ontology annotation, biological process: positive regulation of Notch signaling pathway. Gene Ontology annotation, cellular component: nucleus. The coding region runs from base 45 to 2414 and encodes 789 amino acids. The transcript has 4 exons.
AUUACCUCAAACAUUAUAACGAAAUUUGGUGGUUAUUUUUGGAAAUGGAUUUGUGGAAUCAAAAAGACCUACCCUCGCCGCCUGUUUUAAGUUUUAAAGCUGAAUCAAAAAAUAUAGAUCUAAAUAAAUUUCGACGCACCAUCAUUGACGCUCUCAAACACUUUAAAAGCAAAAAUUUUUUAGCUCGCGAGGCGGCAAUUUUGGCCAGAACCAUUUAUAGGAUGAAGAUGAAGUUUCGAAACUCCAAGGAAUUUAAAACACUGGAAAAAAUAAAUCGCGCUUUGAAAAACUACUACAGUGUAAACGUAGUGCGCGAUUUGAAACAGUUUUUGGAUUUAUUGCCAAGAGAAUAUGACGAUGAAAGCACUUAUUUACCUACUAAAAAUAUGCUAUGUUAUAUCCUAAUCAGAUUGCAGGGUUUAGCCAAAGUUAUGACUAGGAUUUAUGAUUCAUGUGAAAUUGCUGCAGAUUUAUUUAAAAAACGUUUGCUUGUCGGUCAUUUUUGGAAAAUUGCUAUUAUUGCCUAUGCCAUGGUGUCUAGAAUUUUUAUUUUGGUGAAGUUUUGUACCAAAUUCAUUUGUGAUACGUAUGGCAAACUCUAUUCUUAUUUAAGCUGUCUAAAGAAUCCUGGUGUGGAGUGGUUACCAGAAGGCUAUGUAUUGCCUGCUGAUUUGAGGGAAUGGUUAAAUGUUGCCUGGGUUUAUGAAGAAGAUUAUGUGGACUUGACAUUUGAGCCUGCUCCAAAGAUUUUUGAUUUCUUUGAUUUGUGUGGCGACAAUGAAGAUGUACUGUUUUGUGAUGAAUAUAUACUUAUUAAUGAUGAUGACGAAGUUGUUCAAAACAGGGGAAGGAAGCCUAGGUUGCUCAGGGAAGACCUGAUAAGUGGUAUAAGAGGGUUCAACACUGAUAAUGAUUUUGGAGAACCUAUCGAAAUUACUGACACAGAGGACACAGAUCUAAUACUUUAUAAGCCAGAGGACGGUAAUCAUGAAAUUAUUGCUGCUCCUGUUGAUAUUGGAGAGGUGAUUGAAAUUCAUUCUGCAGAUAACGAAUGUCAGCUUGGUGCUAUGGAACAAAUCGAAACUAGUUCGCCGGGAGUUGUGUUUGAGAAUGUUAUUUCAGGAAAUAUUGGCAAUGAAAUCGUAAACGAAAUAGUAAUUUUGGACCAGACUUCUUUAAACCCAAAUGAGAAACACUUAGCAAUCGCUAAACUUUCUGAUCAAACUCAAGAAAGUCAAUUACACAUAACUGAUGAAAAUCAGGAAAUGCUUUCAAAAGAAAAAACUAAAAGCAAAAACAAAACCUUAAGUUUAAAUAAAAACAAAACAGGCAACUUCAAACAGGAAAGAAAUAUUUUCCAGGUAAACAUGAACCACAGGCGGAAAAUCCGAGGGAAACUCUCAACCAAAGUAAAUCACUCAAACACAGCUAGGAAUAAUGUUAAAGGCGUUUGCAACUGGAAAAUUGUAACCAGUACUCCUUUGAGCAAAGGGGUACAAGUUGAAAAUGUGAUUGAGGAUAAACCAGAAAUCUCUGUCAUAAAGAAGAACACUCCUUUCAAAUUUAAAAAGAAAAGGAAUAAAAAAGGCAGAGGAAAAACAUCAACCGAUGUUGAUACCAAAAAAGCUAAAAAAACACACAAAAUACGUAUAAAUAAGAUCACUAACACAACAACUGAUAUAGAGCAAACAAGUAAAAAUAAUAAAAUACUUAAGUCAGCUGAUAGUUCCUUUAAGAUAGAUGUUACUGAAACGAAUAAAGAUACAGACAUACAAAAAUUAAGGCCAGCAACUAAACAAAAAAAAAAUGUUCGAAAAAAAUUGCAGAAAAAUAAUGUCGCAAAUAUUUACAUGGAUACAAGUAAUUUUAAUUCGCCUAUUCCUAGUUGCAGCAAAAAAAUACGAAACAGGCAGCGUAAAAGUUUUGGGAAUCAAACAAAAAAGAGUGGUAUCAAUUAUUCAGAUUCAGAUAUUAGCAGCAAGUGGGAGUCCAACAGUUACUUUAAACAUUCCACUUUAAGGUUAGGCAGUUCCAUAGAAUACUCUAAUUGCCCCAGUCUAAUAUUGAUUAAUAGCACUGAUGAUAAUCUUAUGAAAAACAAUAAAAUAAGCAGGGCAAGCAAAAAUAUUAAUGACAUACGGAAAAAAACAACUUCCAAAAAGGUCUUAAUAAAACGUAAAGCUGAAUUGAAUAAAAAUAAAUCAAAUGGAAGAAAAUUAAAGCCCAAGAAUGUUAGUCAAGAUCAAAGUGUGUUUGUAGUAUCUUUAACAUCAUCGAAGCCAAGCUUGUCAAGUAGUCCUAGUCAACAAAAAUCAGUUGAAACUAAUUUUUGUAACACUAUUGGGAGGAAGAGGACUCGCCUUGAACAAAGGCCCAUUUCAGAUAGACUUGGGAACAAGAGACAGAAAAUGUGAAAACCUAAAUCUUCAGCUUUUAAAUACUGUAAACAAAAAGAAAUAAACUAUAAUUUCUUGCAAUAAUGAUUUUAUAGAUAUUUUAAAUAAUUUGCAGAAAUACCAACUUAAAGUUACAGGUAAAUUUAUUACACUAAUAGUCUACACAAUUUUUAAAAUUACUCUGAUCCUAAGGGUAAGAGGUUUUCACCAAUAUGAACCCCAUUGUUUCCAAGAGUAAUUAAAUGAAGAGUAUUUUAUGGUUUCUGCGUGCAUAAACUGCUUUUGACUGAAAUCCGUAUUUUCUGAUAUCUGAAUAAUGCUAUUGGGAACUGGUUGAAUAAGAGUGACCUAUGCAGAAAAAGAAGACGCAAUCAGAAAUUUUCCAUUGGUACGAAAAGAAGAGAUUUAAAAGAGUUAUAUUUAAGCAGUAUAGGAAGAGUUUUGCAUUAACCAUAAAAAUGGUGAUAUGAAUGUGAUUGAAUUUUAAAAGCCUUGGUUCAAAGUACCCUUGGGUGGUGCUAGUCAGAUUAAUUGAUAAACUAUGAUAUCACCAUUCACCUGCUUUUGUUACCAAAGGACCAUAAAAAUAUGUUUUAAAACGGGUAUCCUCUACAAAAGCGCCAAAUGCAGUAUUCAUAGAGAAGGUGUUAGAAUAUCCUAUAAUAGUGGUAAGAGAAGAGGAUGAUGUAGACAUAAUAGGACCACCUGAUCCAGUUUCAAAU